Messenger RNA from Tauraco erythrolophus (red-crested turaco), 561 nucleotides. The record is from RefSeq and is a predicted model, not a curated record. NCBI's taxonomy places the organism in Eukaryota, Metazoa, Chordata, Aves, Musophagiformes, Musophagidae.
GCAGAGCUGAUUGUGGGUGAUCAGAGUGGUGCCAUUCACAUCUGGGACCUGAAGACUGACCACAACGAGCAGCUGAUUCCAGAGCCUGAAGUUUCCGUCAAUUCGGUUCACAUUGACCCCGAUGCCAGUUACAUGGCAGCUGUGAACAGCUCGGGCAAUUGCUACGUAUGGAACCUGACGGGUGGCAUCGGAGAGGAGGUGACGCAGCUGAUCCCCAAGACCAAGAUCCCGGCGCACAACCGCUACGCUCUUCAGUGCAAGUUCAGCCCCGACUCCACGCUCUUGGCUACAUGUUCUGCAGAUCAGACAUGUAAGAUCUGGAGGACUUCAAACUUCUCCCUGAUGACAGAGCUGAGCAUUAAGAGCAAUAACCCAGGGGAAACGUCUCGGGGCUGGAUGUGGGACUGCGCGUUCUCCGGGGACUCCCAGUACAUCGUCACAGCCUCCUCUGAUAACCUGGCCAGGCUUUGGUGUGUGGAGACAGGAGAGAUCAAGAGGGAAUACAGCGGCCACCAGAAAGCGGUCGUCUGCCUUGCUUUCAACGACAGCGUGUUGGGGUAA